Molecule: messenger RNA, 1919 nt
Organism: Cyprinodon variegatus (sheepshead minnow)
Lineage: Eukaryota; Metazoa; Chordata; Actinopteri; Cyprinodontiformes; Cyprinodontidae
Gene: foxb2
Product: forkhead box B2
Exons: 1
Coding region: 490-1452 (320 amino acids)
Biological process (GO): anatomical structure morphogenesis; cell differentiation; regulation of transcription by RNA polymerase II
Molecular function (GO): DNA-binding transcription factor activity, RNA polymerase II-specific; RNA polymerase II cis-regulatory region sequence-specific DNA binding
Source: RefSeq, a predicted model, not a curated record
CACAGAGACUCGCGCAUAACCCUCUGCUCGUGUCCCUUAAGUGUCUGGAUCACAGAUAAUAGAGCAUACGACCUGCGGGGGGCUUACAAAAACAUAGCGCUGAGAGUGGGAGCUUCGCACAUGAGGAGGAAAGGAGGAAAGAGGACCGGAGCCACACACACACCGCCCGGGCCAAACGAGGGGGGACGCACAGGACCUCUCAACUUUUACGCACGAAGACAGAGUUUUGCGCACAACUCUAAAGAGCGUCAAUUUAGUGAAUAGGCAGGCAUAGAGAGUUAUGUGUGGAUGCCUGCACCCCUGGGGAUUUUUUACUUGUCUGCUGCAGGCCUUCUGGUUGAAAUAAAGAAAUAAUCUAAGUUGAUGACUUAGAGUUUUGGAACCAAUCAGUUGGAUGGAGACGGACUUUCAAUGAAGCAAACCCGAAGAAUAUAACUAAAAAAAGUUAUUUACUUGAAGCUAAUUAUUUUUUGAAGAUCAGUAAUAGUUAUGCCCCGUCCUGGGAAAAACUCCUACAGCGACCAGAAGCCUCCUUACUCCUACAUUUCCCUGACAGCGAUGGCCAUCCAAAACUCCCCCGAGAAGAUGCUGCCUCUGAGUGACAUCUACAAGUUCAUCAUGGAUCGCUUUCCAUACUACCGAGAGAACACCCAGAGGUGGCAGAACUCCCUCCGACACAACCUCUCUUUCAACGAUUGCUUCAUCAAGAUCCCCCGGCGGCCCGAUCAACCCGGGAAGGGCAGUUUCUGGGCUCUCCACCCGGACUGCGGUGACAUGUUUGAAAACGGCAGUUUCCUGAGGAGGAGGAAGCGCUUCAAAGUGCUGCGCGCUGAACACAUGACCUGCAAGAGUUCCCCUAUGAUGCACUACUUCCACCAUCACCAUCACCACCACCCGGGCAGCAAGCUGGGCGCGCCACCGACUCACCCCGAACACCCGGCCGCCCCAGCAGGUGUGGCCCGGCUCCCUCAUUUCCAGAGCUACGGUGGGAUUACCUGCGCGCAGCCCGGCGGGUUCAAACACCCGUUUGCUAUCGAGAACAUCAUAGGCAGAGACUAUAAGGGGGUGGUGGCCGGAGGACUUCCUCUCACCUCUGUUAUGCACCACCUGGGUUACCCGGUGCCCCCUCAGCUUAGCAGCGUGGUUAACUCCAUGUGGCCGCACGUCGGCGUGCUGUCAGAGUCCAUAAGCGGCGUGCCCAUGCCCGCUCCAUCCUCAGAGUAUGCGCCCUUCAGUGUGUCCACAAAGGGCCUGUACCACAGCGCCGGCGGACCGAGCCUGCCCGCGGUCCCGGUCCCCAUAAAGCCAACCCCAUCUCUGGGUCCCAUGCCGGGUCUCACGGGGCUGCAGACCGGUCCGACCCAGCUCUGCUCUCCCGGGUCGGUGAUGGAUAAGGGCGAUCUGCUGGAAGGGAAAGGAGCCCCGCUGCACCCGGCUCUCCUGCUGUCCUAACCGGGUAAAACCGCGGCUUCAUUUCAGCUCUUUUUCUGCUAAACAAAUCAAAACAGGCCUAUCAGAGAAACCAUCUCAGUAUCAGCUGUUGUAAGAUAUAAAAAGUGUACCCUGUAAGUCAUUUUUUUCAUUCAGACGUAUGUUUAUAAAAAAAAAAAAUCUCAAUUAAUUUGCACACUUUGCAAGGGCAUUUCUACCACUAAUGUGGCGAAUAUAAUCAGACAAGCAGAACCCAAAGAAAGCGAUCAUUUAAAAGACUUUCCUAAAUGCAAAAUAACAAAUGUGUCUAUUUUUUGCUGUCCUUCUACUUGUUUUAAUGUAAAUAACUGCAAAUCUGUUGGUUAAAGUAAACGUGGGCCUUUGUGCUUAAAAAAUAAUCAGGCCUUUGCACUUUUUUUGUCUGUUACUUAGUAGUUUAUUCAAUAUGUUAUGUCUGUAUUAUAAUGCUAUUUACCUGAAGAUAUUUA